AUUACUCUACAUCACUAACCCGCCACUAUGUCCGAGCGAAAAGUCCUCUCCAAAUACUACCCCCCGGACUUCGAUCCGUCGGCCAUCACCCGCACGCCGAAACACCUCCGCAGCACCGGCCCCAAGGUGAUCACCGUUCGUCUGAUGGCGCCGUUCUCGAUGAAAUGCACUCACUGCGGAGAAUACAUCUACCGCGGCCGGAAAUUCAACGCGCGCAAAGAAACCACGGAGGAAAAAUACUUCUCGAUCCCGAUCUACCGGUUCUACAUCCGAUGCACGCGCUGCAGCGGGGAGAUCACGUUCGUGACCGACCCGAAAAACAUGGACUACCGGGCGGAGAAGGGGGCGAAACGGAACUUCGAGCCGUGGCGCGACGCGUCGGCGGCGGCGGGGACGUACAACGAGACGGAGCAGGAGACGCUGGAUCGGCUGGAGAAGGAGGAGGGCGAGGAGCAGGAGCAGCAGGAGCGGGAUAAGAUGGCGGAGCUGGAGGAGAAGAUGCAUGAUUCGAAGCGGGAGAUGGCGAUUGCGGAUGCGCUGGAUGAGAUUCGGACGCGGAAUGCGAGGAUUGCGCGGACGGAGGGGCUGGGCGAGGAUGUGGCGUUGGGGCAGGUGAGGGGGGAGGUGGAUGAGAACAGGGAGAGGGAGGAGAGGGAGGAUGAGGAGGCGGCGAGGAGGGCGUUUACGACGGAGACGGGGGAGAAGGUGAAGCGGUUGGUGGAGGAGGAGGAGGAUGCGCAGGAGGGUCCGUCGACUGGUGUUGGUUCUGGUGCUGGUGCUGGACCGUCGGCGGAUGCGAAGCCAACAGGCGCGAUGCCUCCUCCGCCUUCGUUUGCAAGGACCAAGAAGCCCAAGAAGCCGUUGGUGAAUGGACUGGGCAUUAAGAAGAAGGCCAAGCCGUCGCUGGUCUAGUCUUUUAGAUCAUCUUGUCUACACUAUCGUCCUUUCGAGACGCGGCGUUCGAGACUGUAUACACAUUUGCAUAAGCUAGCAACUAUGAUCACCACGAUUGAUUGCAUUACUUGAAAACCAGUGAUGUUAAAGUUAUUCAUCUGACUGAAUAUUAAUUAUGAUAC
Molecule: messenger RNA, 1076 nt
Organism: Aspergillus steynii IBT 23096
Lineage: Eukaryota; Fungi; Ascomycota; Eurotiomycetes; Eurotiales; Aspergillaceae
Product: Saf4/Yju2 family protein
Exons: 3
Coding region: 28-912 (294 amino acids)
Biological process (GO): mRNA splicing, via spliceosome
Cellular component (GO): U2-type catalytic step 1 spliceosome
Source: RefSeq, a predicted model, not a curated record